UCUUGUAACUACGCAUAAUUUUUUAAUCGUGGGGACUGUGUACACGUUGUCCCUGUUUUUCUUUUUACAUCAUAUUACUGGGAAAUGGCGUAUUGACAUUGCUGUAUGCAGUCCGGAGCCAUAUAACGAACUGAACUGAAACUUUUUGUAGUAUAAUUUAAACGUUGACGAGGUUAGGUGGUUACAGUGUAUAUACACAAUUUAAAUCUAUUAUAAUGGGAAAUAUAAAGGUUGAAGAUAGCGAUACGGAGGAAAUAUCCGAUAAUAAAAAUAUCAAUAACGAUGAUUCUGAGGCAAAUGUUAAAUUUAACGAUGAUUCAGAAUACUGCAGCGAUGCAACAUACUUAGCAAAGCAAAUGAUAUCAAAGGAGAAACUGUCUCCUGUGGAUGCAGCGAAAUUAUUCAAUUUAUCUGUGCAACUGGAACACACAGUGCCACUGCAGCAUAUGCUUGAAACACGUGCAGGAUCUCAUAUGCCAACGAGAGAGAUAAUAAAACAGUUUGAACAAAUAGUGCCGCUCAAGAAAGGUGUAUAUUCUGUUGAGGAAGACGAAAUUAUUGUUCGUAAUUGGAAAAAAUUUUGUAUGUUACAUAAUUGGGAUGAAACAAAUCGUAAACCAUUUUUGCAAAUGAGGAUAGGUAACAAAAUAACAAAUAUACGUCAUAUCUCUGAAAGACGAAAGUUUGUACAAUUUUUGGCUAAUGAUCUACCAAAUAGAACCUUAUACAGUGUUUACCACAGAUUUAGAAAUUUGUAUGAAGGCCAUGUACAAGCAAGGUAUAAACCUGAAGAGGAUCAAUUGAUAAUAGAUCACUUAGAAAAUAAUCCAUCUCUUGAUGAAAGGAGCAAGUAUACUGAUUUAGCCAAAGUGCUUCGAAGGACGAGAAAUUCAAUCUGGCGACGUUAUCGUAUUUUAAAGAAACAGAACAAAAAACGUAAAAAUGCCUAAUAUCUUUUAUUUUUACAACAGA
Harpegnathos saltator (Jerdon's jumping ant) is the source of this 972-nucleotide messenger RNA. RefSeq lists its product as uncharacterized. Gene Ontology annotation, molecular function: RNA polymerase II cis-regulatory region sequence-specific DNA binding; DNA-binding transcription factor activity, RNA polymerase II-specific. The record is from RefSeq and is a predicted model, not a curated record. Gene Ontology annotation, cellular component: nucleus. The transcript has 4 exons. Bases 216 to 950 code for a protein of 244 amino acids. Gene Ontology annotation, biological process: regulation of transcription by RNA polymerase II. Lineage: Eukaryota; Metazoa; Arthropoda; Insecta; Hymenoptera; Formicidae.